This is a messenger RNA of Emiliania huxleyi CCMP1516, 1275 nucleotides long. RefSeq lists its product as hypothetical. NCBI's taxonomy places the organism in Eukaryota, Haptophyta, Isochrysidales, Noelaerhabdaceae. The transcript has 5 exons. Bases 1 to 1275 code for a protein of 424 amino acids. The record is from RefSeq and is a predicted model, not a curated record.
AUGCACGCUCACGCCUCGUGGUACGCGCUCCAGCUGUCAGCAGUGCUGCUGUGGUGGGCCUUGAUCAAGAGGAUGACCGGCAAACAUCUCUACUCGCUCUGCUCCUCGAGCGUCAUCACCCGUCCGUCGUGGCUUUCGCGAGAAGCUCUCACUCUCCUCGUCUCGCACAAACGCCAAAUCUUCCUCGCGCUUCCGGCGGCUCUGGCGGCCGGCGCGUUCGCAGGCCAGCACGCGCUGGUUCGUCUGCUCGUUGCGCUGGUCGUCUCGCUUUAUCACCUGUCCGAGAGCAGCCACACGAACCGGCACGGCGAGUAUCCGGUGCUGUACACGGCGUGGGCAAUGGUCCUGCCGGCCAGCUUCGCGCACGCUGCGAGCAUGGGCGUCGCCAUUCACUUUGUCCUCUCCUGCGGCAUCGCAAAGUGCAUGGUCGGCGGACCGCGCGCUUGGGUGUUUGGCGGAACGAUGCGAACCUAUUUGGAGGUGUAUGGCCAGUCAACGUCGAGCAAGCCGCUCGUGCGCGGCCUGAACAGGUUGCUGGCGCGCCGCGCGAGUACGAUGAUCGGUGCCAGCACGCUCCUCCUCGAGUGCGUCGCAGUGCCACUCACGCUUCUGCUGCCGGGCGUGUGGGGGAUGGUCGGGCUCCACGUCGGGAUCGCGCUCGCCAUGUCGCUCAACGUCGGGCUGGUCUUCCUGACGACUCUGCCGACGUACGUGCACGGCUUCUCCUGCGACGCGCGCGUCGGGUCGGCCGAGUGGCGUGCCUCGCCGCGCGCGGCACAAGCGCGGAAGGUCCUCGGUUUGAUGCGUGGAGGGAUGGGCUCGAAGGCGGAGAGGAUCGCACGGCUCACGAUGACGGGCCGGACGCGCCUCGUCCUCGCCACGCGGGAGGCGGCGCAGCAGGACCUCGUCGGGACUCGCUCGGGCGCCUUUGGAGCGAAGGACGCGCCCGCCGGCCACGCCGUGCACGACUCGAUCCUGCGUGCCACCGGCUUCACGCUGCUCCACGACAACCUCGUGGACGCCUUCGACCUGCCGGCAGACGCAGCGGCUCGCGGAGCCGACGGCGGCGCGGCGCCCGCGGCGAAAGACGCGGCCGCUCGAGAGGCGGCGGAGCUGGAGAUGAUGCGGCGGCUGCUGAUGCGGCUGGAGCGGUGGCUUGCGCGCGAGCGUAGGCUCCUCGAGGCGUCGAGCGCGAGGCCGCUCGAGCGGGCGUAUUUUGUAUUGUUGGAUGGCGACAAGACGAGAGUCGCAAAGGUCCUGGCCGACGCCGCGUGA